AUGUUAUCUCGAGUUGUGAGUCGGCCUUGUGUGAGACUGUUCUCUUCAUCUCGUCUGCAAUCAUUCCUCUUCUUCGGGAAGAAAGAGAAAAAGACUCAGCAAGAAAUCGUCGAGAACCAGGACAAAUUUGAAAUCGACCCAGAUGCGGCCAUCACUUUCUUGAAUGAAGCAAACUCACCCAACACGAUCCAGUUUGACCCUGAAACUGACAUGCCCGACUUCAAAAUCUCCCAAUGGAUGCAGACAAAAGUGAAUGCUAGGGAUGUGGAGGCAACUUACAGCUCAGAAUCCUUAGUGCCUAUUAUCAAUUCAACUUACGAGGAAUUAACGACAAAACCGCUUACCCAAGAUCAAUAUGAUGGCGCAGACUUAAGAGAUUUACAGUUCCGUUUUUCCUUAGCCAAACUGUUGCAACAAAAAUUGGGAUUUGAGUUGAAUGACUAUCAAAUAUCUAAAGCGCAUUCUGUACGCGAUAUUUACAAUUCCAUCGCCGAAACUGUCUCAACUAGAUGGGUCAGUGAACGCGUGCCUCAAGCCAUCGUGUUGCGCCCAGAAGAUUUUGCAUCUGGGAACGUUUAUUUAAACCAAGAAGCGUCGCCUAAGGAGCAACAGAGAAAGUUAGAGGAGCUCAUUGAAAAAGCUCGUCUUACUGAAAAUUAA
Molecule: messenger RNA, 660 nt
Organism: Diutina rugosa
Lineage: Eukaryota; Fungi; Ascomycota; Pichiomycetes; Serinales; Debaryomycetaceae
Product: mitochondrial 54S ribosomal protein YmL13
Exons: 1
Coding region: 1-660 (219 amino acids)
Cellular component (GO): mitochondrion
Source: RefSeq, a predicted model, not a curated record